Paramuricea clavata is the source of this 2237-nucleotide messenger RNA. NCBI's taxonomy places the organism in Eukaryota, Metazoa, Cnidaria, Anthozoa, Malacalcyonacea, Plexauridae. The record is from the annotation of a GenBank genome assembly.
GCAAUGUCACGAUUUCAAUGAAAUUUGAUAUUCAUAAAUUCAAGCUGUAUUCAAAUUGAAACUUGUCACAGACACUGUUUGUCAAAGGUCUCUUCGACUGUUCUCCAAAAAGGCUCAUUUGGUCGCUCAAUUCAACGUCAAUUUGCCAUAUCCUGGUAAUAUUAAACUAAAGUAAGUGCAGGAUUUACUUUACACGUAAAAACCAAGAGGCAAGAGAGCUUAUAAACUGACGUGGCAAUUACCCUGUUAUAGUUAUAUUAUUGAUGCAGAACUGCUGUUGAAUAACGAUGUAAGAAGUUCUGAAUAAAAAAAUGUCGUUUGUGUCAUGAAAAAGGACUUCACUGUUGAUUUCGUGGCUUGGUUUAUAAGUGUACAUUUACAAUAACGCAUUACGAGAAAUGAAAGUAAAAUUCUAAGAACUCUAAUGACUGGUAUAAUUGUAAUUAAUGAACUGCUUUUGAAUUGAAAUGGCCUCGAAAUUGGCCGUAUACGACACUGGUUAUGAAGAUGAACUAUUUCAAUAUCCCGUUGGUCCUAGUUUUCACUGUUGUAUUUGCACCAAUGUCAUCAAAGAUCCGGUUAUGUGUCAGCAAAAUGAACACAUCUUUUGUAGAGCUUGUGUCACCAGACAUCUUGUGAACUUUCAGACAUGCCCGACAUGCAUGGAACCACUCACUGUCGAGACACUAAGCCAAGCACCUCGGGGUAUAAGAAACUUGCUGGCCGAAUUGAAAAUUCGAUGUGAAUUCUUCGAUCGUGGUUGUGGGAAGUUUAUUGACCUGGGAGAUCUUGAAAGGCAUGUCACAGAAUGUGGUUUCGCCCCAGCAGUCUGCUCUAACGAAGGAUGUCAACUUGAGGUGAAUAAACAAGAUUUACUUCAUCAUGAAACUUCUGUGUGUGAACUACGCAGAGUUCAAUGUCACAGUUGCAAGGACAUUCGACAAGAGAUGGAUACAGUGAAAGUUAAUCUGGCAGCAAUGAAUGAAAAGUUGGACAGAAAUGAGAAACAUUUCGAGAGAGUUGAAGAAAACCUGAAAAGAAACGAGGAAAACGUGAAAGCAGAGGUUAAGAAUGCGGUGGCAAAAGUUGACCUGGUUCAAGAACAACUUAACAAACAGGAAGAAAGCAAUUGUCAGCUAAUAGCGGACAAUGUAGAAAUGAAGAAAAGUUUGAAUGAAAUUAUGAAACAACUGGAAAGAAUAACACAACAAACAUCCCAUGAAGAGCAGGCUGAAGAAACAAAGAAAGGAAUCGCAGAAGCUGAUGGAUUGGACAGAGAUCCGAAGGUUGUUAUCGCUGGAGGCUGGAAUGGCAAAAGAUUAAACUCUGUAGAAGUGUUUAGUCUGUCAACUGAAAUGUGGACACUGCUACAACCAAUGGAGGUGCAUCGUGAAGGAGUAUCUUCAGUUGUUUACAACAAUCAGUUAUUUGUCAUUGGAGGUUUUGUUAAGACCAUGGAAAAAUUAUCACUGAAUGAUGUUCAUGUUGACCAGUCCAUACCUUGGGAAAACGUUCCUGCUGGGUUACCUGAAAAGUUGGCAGGACACUGCAGUGUAGUUUAUAAUGGACGGUUGAUAGUGAUUGGUGGUUAUGUUGCUGAUAAAUGUGCAUAUUCUGAUAGUAUUACUGAGAUUUCUCUUGUUCAACCUUAUACCAGUAAACUGUUGACUACCAUGCCACAGACAAGAUGUUACCAUGGUGUUGCAAUCUUUGGUGAUAAGAUCUUGAUUGUUGGAGGAAGAAAAAUGUUGGAAAGUAGAUCAGUUCUCAGAAGUGUUGUUAUGUAUGACAUCGCUAAGAAUGAAUGUCAGGGGUUAGCACCCCUCCCUUACCCUGUGUGUGAAAUGGCCACAGUCAAGUGGGAUGAUGACAAUGUCAUAAUAAUGGGUGGCGCUGACAGUAACGGUAAAAUAUUAAACAAAGUUUUAAUGUACAACAUCAAGACCCAGAAGAGUCGUAUGUUACCAGACAUGAAGUAUAAGAGGAGUGGAUGUGUGGCUGCAGUUGUCAGAGACACUGUGAUUGUCAUGGGAGGCCUAGAUGAAAGAAGCAAUUACUUAAACUCUGUAGAAAGUUUUAGAUUUAAUAGUUAUAUGUGGCAAGAAUGUCCAGGUAUGCUUGAAAGGAGGUGCAGGGCUACUGUGGUUGUAUGUUAACUAUAUGUAUCCUAUAUAUUAACAAUCUAUAUGUUUAUUUGUAAAAUCAUAUAUAUUCACAAUACAUAUGCUACUUUAAAG